Rodentolepis nana is the source of this 4401-nucleotide messenger RNA. Lineage: Eukaryota; Metazoa; Platyhelminthes; Cestoda; Cyclophyllidea; Hymenolepididae. The record is from the annotation of a GenBank genome assembly.
AUGGGUGUUGAACUUGUGAUCUCUGCCAAUGAAAAUGUGCAUGUUGACCUAUGCCCUACCACCACCAACACAAAGUUUCUAAUUUCCAUUAAGGCUAUAUUUUCUCUUUCUAGCGCUUGUGUGGAUACAAGUCCCUAUGAAGACACACCAACCACUAUAGCUGAUCUCCCACUCUUGAAGGACUUCAGUAUUGGUCGUCAAUACGCUCAUUUCGGCAAUGAUACCCUCCUCUACUUCACCGUAAAAAUUCUCAAUGAUGGAGACCUUCUACAAAUUGUAACCAAUUCUGGAUCUCACGCUACCCAUGUAGCUUCCAUUGCUGCGGCUUAUUAUCCAACUGAUUCUUCCCACGAGCACUUCCAGACUUCGCAUCUCGUAGAAGAUGGCAAUCAGAAUGGAAUAGCACCUGGCGCUCAAGUUGUGAGCAUAAAAAUUGCCAACACUUCCCUUAAGGGUAUGGAAACCAUUUCCAGCCUUUUGACUGCUCUAAAUUGGACUUCCAAAUUGAAUUGCGAUGUCAUCAAUUAUAGCUUUGGCGAGAAGACUUUUCUGCCUAACUUCGGACGAAUGAACACGCAUCUCUCAAAGUUCGUUUCCCAGACAGAUGUGGCAUUUGUUACGUCAGGGGGAAACAGUGGUCCAUCACUUGGAACCGUUGGUUCACCUGGGGGCUCUGUUGAUGGUCUAAUUGCCGUCGCACCGAUACUCUCACCAACAAUGAUGAAAUACAUGUACAUGCAACCAACUUGGGAAAAGCAGAAAGAAGAAGAAGAAGUCAAUGAAGAUGCUGACUGUAGUGCUAAAGAUCGAAAUAAGAAGAUGCCAACAUCUAGACCGACUUUCAUCAGAAACGAGCACAAUCUUUUGGCUGUGGUUGGUUAUCCACCUCCAUUGAACUCAUCAAGCCCAGUACCAUCGGCAUAUUGCUGGGGUUCGCGGGGUCCAUCAGUGGACGGUGAUUUGGGACUUACUGUAGCAGCUUGUGGUGGAGCAAUAGCAGAUGUAGCAGCCUGGAAGAGAACCAUUUUUGAUUUGCACAACGGGAGUUCUAUGAGUAGCCCCUCUGUUGCCGGAGCCCUAGCCCUAGUUUUGUCCGCUCUGCGACAGAGCGAACGCCAGCCCACGCUUCGUGUGCCGUUCAUUCUUUGGCGAGCCGCCAUUUUUUCUUGUUCGAAACCUCUCCCCCACCUAUCUCAAUUGGAUCAAGGGGCUGGAAUGUUUCAAGUUGGCGAAACAUACGAGUACCUUCGCAAUAUCAUUAGGGAUCAGUCGUCAUCUUCGUGUCCUUCUCCAUCCAAUCAAAUUGUUCCUUCUCCAAACGCGACCCACGUAGAUCGUUACUAUGGCUGGCGAUUGAAUUGCCACGUGAAUGGACCGGGAUGCAUAGUUGAGAACUCCAAAGGCCUUUAUUGCCGAGGUAUUUGGCUUCGUAGCGGCUGGCUCCCAAAUCAAGUUAGCUGUUCAAAAAGUUAUGUUCAACCUAAAAUGUCCUUUUCAGUGGAUUUGGAACCUGUAUUUUGCGAUGCAAGUCUCAAUUAUCUUAAAUCCAAGAGUGCUGUAUCAGCUGAAUUUAAACGAAAUUUUAGCCUUAAUCUCAGCAUCCAAGUUGGUUACCAUAGUAUUAUUGACGAAAAUGACAUUAAACGUCCUAAACACCCUGAUUGGCUCUGCGUCGCACCAUUCAUAAUGCUUCCAGGGCGUAGUCGCAGAUUGGCCCUUUUUAUCGAUCCGACUGCGUUUCCAGGCCACAAGGACUCCCUCCCGGAAUUGGAAUUUAACCCUCCCUCGAAGAUUCUUCACACUUGUCUUGCAUUUGUCAAUGCUGACUCUCAACAACAUGAACCACUUGCCUAUCUUCCAAUCACAAUUCAACUACCUACACUCGCACAACUAGACAGGGAAAAUGGCGUUUACACGUUUGGCUUCGUGGGCGACUUCUUCUUCACGCAGAAGGUUUGUCGAUGGUUCGUACGAAUCCCACGAGGUUCGACAGCAGGAGUUCUGCGAUUUCAACGCACUGACGGUGAUGGUGAUACUCCGAGUGCUUUCGCCCUAUCAGUUGUUCUUCCGAAAUCGAUUGGCAGCGCGCUAGGCACUGGAGAGGAGGUUUGUAAUCGUCGGAUUAAUCUUAUUGCUCGAAAUGCUGGAGGUGUGGGUUUUACAUCACGAAGUAGCACUCCCUUGACCUACGAAUCCUCCAAUGGAGAAUUUGUCUUCGCCUUUCCCAUUAGUUGGGUGUCAGAGACAGUUGAAAUCACCUUGGCUCAACAUCCUGGCUCCGACACACCGGACAGAUGUCAAAUUCAAGGAAAGUUGGACUUCCAUGGUUUGGAAAUUAGACCCGAGAAACUAGUCUUUCAUCUGCCCCAAACCUACUUCCCAAUUGAUCUUAGAUCAAAUUUCGGCCAUGAAACAAUCAAAUUUGAAAUGGAGUCCAAGUUCUGGAUCCAGCCUCUCAGACCAACCUCAACGUCUCGAUCAUAUAAGAAAUUGGUCGCUUACGAGAAAGGUUUCUUUGGUCUUCCAGGGCUUCAUUGCCUUACGUUAACGUACUACUUUGAUGCGCCUUUCAAGUCAGAUAACAUAGUUUUUGACUUCCGACGAUUGACAUCUCUUCUCUAUGAGUCGGAUGUAGUUCAAACCGUCUACUACGUCUACGAUUCUUACGGACGCUUCUAUGGACACGGGUCCUAUCAAGUGAUCUACGUUGCUGACACAAUGAAAAUGUGUCACUAUGGGAAGGAAUCGGAUAUGUUGGACAAACUCGCAUCUUUCUCUCUACUCAUUCGAUGGCCUCUAAAUUUGUCAAGCUCUCAAUUAUCCAGUACCAGCACUCCUCCACUAACUUUCGAACUUUCCUCUAGCUUGGCUACUCUAUCUCUUGCUGAUGUGGACUACGAGAAAUCCUGCUCCCGAUUACUUUUGCUCAACGCGAACGCUUCCAAUGAAAUACUUGAGGUGAGGGCAAAUUUGGACUCAGUCCCAAAAGGCAAUAAGAAGGAUCCUUUGAUUGGUAAACUGCAAGUUUUUCCCACGAUCCCUUGGCACUUGGCAGCCGGAGAAAGUAUUACUGAGUACUUUGGAAUCAUUGACGAAAAUCUCGCAUCUUUUGUGUCUCCUGGUUCCUAUUUCGAAUGCCAAAUGUCCUACUAUGGUCAUCGCGACCUUAAGAAAUCGGUGAAAUUACCACUAGAAAUCAUCGUUGGGCCAAGGAAUCCACCUUCAAUGACGACAAAUGUGAAAUCCCCCUUGAAAGGAGUCUUUGGACUGCAGGCUGAGGAUCUGUUGUAUUUCCGUUGGAUUGCUCUUGGUCAUUUUGGUCUUAGCGACUCCUAUAAGUAUUGGAUAUCAGCAUUCGAAAUAAAACAACGUGAAAAUCCUCCAAAGCAAAAGAAGCAAAAUAAGGAUGGGGGUGCUGAGAAAAGCAAGCCACCAAAAGACGAAUUUCAGUCGCACGUACUGAAGUUUUUCCAAACGGUCGAAUCCUGUAGUGUCUUUGACCCAAAUCGUCUGGAAGUUUGGGAAAAGGUUAACUUGGCCAUGAAGGAGCUAACAGUACGUGUAGUGGAAAUGGCCGAAUCGGGGUCACUUGAUGAAUCAUUAAAAUAUCUUCUUCCAAAAGACGGUAACGCUUUGAUAGCUAGCUGUGAUGACAGUGCCCUUAAGUCACGUAUCCCAGUUCUAAUUUAUAACCAAGCGACCACCAUCGCUGAGAACACCGCGGAUGUAUCUGUGGAAUCAGCUGGAAAUGAAAUCGCAAGCACCGCUACGAAAAAGAUAAAGCAAAUGUCAGCCAAGCAAUUAGCAAACCGGGCCACCGCAAUAGAAGUUCUCUGCACUUAUGGACGAUGUCUCUGCGAACAAAUUGCGUUGGCACCAAAAUCGGCCCCCAUUUACCGUAAUAUGUUUUUAGACUGUCUUCGAGAGAUCAUUUCUCGAAUACAUUAUCUCUUUUUGUUGAGUAACGCCGAACCAGAAUCUAUUCAUCGUCCUAUGAGAAAUUUCUUCGAUUGUGAAGAUACAAAAUCGGCAGCCACACUGGGGCUAACUGUACCUUUAGUUGAGAAAAUUAAACCAAGCUUUGAACUCUUCUGGUUGGCGCACCUAUUUGUCCUUCAUCCUCAAUUACCUCUUCUCGAAGCUUUGACCCGCCUCAGUUAUCAGAUUGAUAAUAUCUCCACAAAGGGAAGCUAUCAGUCUCUCCUCCGAAACGCAGAUCCUGCUCGGGACAGAAUUGCGACAGAUUGUGCAAGUAUCGCCUUUCCAUGGAUGAUUAAGCAAUUGGAAAGAAUGGGACUGCCAAAUAUAGCUCAUCAUUUAGAAUACCAACUUCCAUCAAUGUUUCCGCGGUUUGAUUACAACCUUGUGCUUUCGGAACAAUCGCAACCCAAUAUGCCGUAA